UCUGACACUUUCUUCUCUGUGCUCCCUGCUAAUCUUUUCACCAGGAUGAAGGUCUUGGCGAUGCUGGUACUGGUGGCAGUUUCCACCUUCCUGGUCUCAGGCCAGUCUACAACCAGUGCUCCAUCUGAUAGCUCUACUGCUGCCUCUGAUGCCACCACUGCUGCAGCCACCACAGCUGCAGCCACCACUGCUGCGGCCACCACUACAGCCCCUGGCUCCACAACCAGUGCUGCUCAAAGCACCACUCGAUCAAGCCUCAAGGAUAUAUUAAAGAAACUAUUUGGUUGAAAUAUUACUAAAAUGGAAUUAGCCUGGGUCUUCUGCAUUUGAUCCUGCUGGGCUCAGCCACAAUGUCCCCUCAUUUGAUUUAACUCAACUACUUACUACGUGUACCAUCUCUUUCUUAUCCCUAAUCAUUUUGUUUGUUUUCCAAUAAAAAAUAACAUUGA
This is a messenger RNA of Mustela lutreola (European mink), 449 nucleotides long. RefSeq lists its product as uncharacterized. The record is from RefSeq and is a predicted model, not a curated record. NCBI's taxonomy places the organism in Eukaryota, Metazoa, Chordata, Mammalia, Carnivora, Mustelidae. The transcript is spliced from 4 exons. The coding region runs from base 46 to 288 and encodes 80 amino acids.